AAACAAACACACCUUCUCUAUUUUAAGUAAUUCAAUGGCUUACACUGCAAGUCUUGUGUUCUUAGCUUCCACUUUCCUUAUCAUAAACUUUCCUCUUCUGGCAAACGCUAUCGGAUGCAAUGGACCAUGCAGAACCCUCAACGACUGCGACGGCCAACUCAUUUGCAUCAACGGAAGGUGCAACGACGACCGCGACGUCGGAACCCACAUCUGCGGAGGCGGAAUGCCGCCAAAUCCGCCACCAAGCGGCGGAAGCUGCCAGUCCUCGGGAACCCUAAAUUGCGGCGGAAAAUCGUAUCCUCAGUACCGUUGCUCUCCGCCGGUAACUUCCUCGACGCCGGCGAUCCUGACGCUGAACGACUUCAGCGAAGGCGGCGACGGAGGGGACCCGUCGCAGUGCGACGAGAAGUUCCAUAACAACACGGAGCGUGUGGUGGCACUCUCCACGGGGUGGUUCAACGGCAGUUCGCUGUGUUUGAAAAUGAUAAGGAUCACGGCGGGGAACGGGAGGAACGUGACGGCGAAAGUGGUGGACCAGUGCGACUCUGUUAACGGCUGCGACAGGGCACACGCGGGUCAACCACCGUGCCGUAACAACAUCGUGGAUGGGUCACAAGCCGUGUGGGAUGCGCUGGGACUUGACUCUGACGUGGGAGAAGCGCGCGUUACUUGGUCCAUGGCUUGAAUCAAAUUUUAACCACUAAACAAGAAAAAUGAAUAAUGAACAAGGAUCGACAAGCAUUAUAUCAUAUGGCUUGUUUUCUUCUUAAUUUGCGCUUUUUAUUUUGUUUUUGUUACCAAAAGGAUGGGAAAUGAAAUGCUCACAUGCAUGAACAUUCCAUUCUUUGCUUUGGUUUUAAAUAAUAAUAAAAUUAUGCUGAUCACUGCAGUUAUGCACUCAUUUGAUAUAUUUUGCUGCCUCAA
This is a messenger RNA of Glycine soja, 924 nucleotides long. RefSeq names its product kiwellin-like. Bases 35 to 685 code for a protein of 216 amino acids. Lineage: Eukaryota; Viridiplantae; Streptophyta; Magnoliopsida; Fabales; Fabaceae. The transcript has a single exon. The record is from RefSeq and is a predicted model, not a curated record.